CUCGUUCUCUGCCGCGCUCGCUCGGGCCACUCGCGCUCCCGCGCCGCGCCGCGCCGGCUUCAUGUGAAGCGCCGGCCCUCUGCCCCCUCCCUCCCCUUCCUUCCUUCCCUCCCUCCCUCCCGUCCCCUCCUCCUCCUUCUUUUCCUCCUCCUCCGCCCCCUCCCGCGCCCGCUCCCGCUCCCCGGGGCCCCCAGCCCGGCUGGGCGCUGACAGCAGGGGCGGGGGUCCCCGCCGCCGCCGUGUCUCACGCAGGCUCCGGCUGGGGCAGCGGAGCCCCCGGUGCGGCCAUGGACCGGCCUCUGGUGGCGUCGGCGGAGGCGGAGGAGGAACUGGAGUGGCAAGUGGCGAGUCGCAGGAGGAAGGCCUGGGCCAAGUGCCGCGGCUCCUGGCAGGCGUCGGAAACGGAGGACCUGUCCACAGAAGCGACGACGCAGGACGAAGACGAGGACGACGAGGACGACCUCCCGGGCGCGAAGCUGCCGGCGGCGGCGGGGAGAGGAAACGUGCCCAACGAGAAGAUCGCGAUAUGGCUCAAGGAUUGCCGUACCCCUUUGGGAGCCUCACUGGAUGAGCAAAGCAGUAAUACGCUCAAGGGUGUGCUUGUGAGAAAUGGAGGCAGUUUUGAAGAUGAUUUGUCUUUGGGAGCUGAAGCCAACCACCUCCAUGAAACAGAUACUCAAAUUGAAAACUGCAAUAAUAUCUUGGCCAAAGAGAGAAGACUACAGUUUCAUCAGAAAGGGAGAAGUAUGAAUUCCACUGGAUCUGGGAAAAGUAGUGGGACAGUUUCCAGUGUUUCAGAAUUGUUGGAACUUUAUGAGGAAGAUCCUGAAGAAAUUCUUUAUAAUCUUGGAUUUGGACGAGAUGAACCAGAUAUUGCUUCUAAAAUUCCUUCCAGAUUUUUUAAUUCAUCAUCAUUUGCCAGAGGGAUAGAUAUUAAAGUAUUUUUGAGUGCUCAAAUGCAACGGAUGGAAGUAGAAAAUCCAAAUUAUGCUUUAACAAGUCGUUUCCGUCAAAUUGAAGUGCUUACUACCGUGGCCAAUGCAUUUUCUUCUUUAUAUUCUCAAGUCUCUGGGACUCCCCUCCAGAGAAUUGGAAGUAUGUCUUCAGUGACUUCUAACAAGGAGACAGACUCACCUCCACCUUUAACCCGAAGUAACACUGCAAAUCGUUUAAUGAAAACACUAUCAAAACUAAAUUUAUGUGUUGAUAAAACAGAGAAAGGAGAAAGUAGUAGUCCUUUCCCAGUAAUUGAAAAAGGAAAGAUCCUGAAUGUUUCAGUGAUGGAAGAAAGUGGCAAUAAAAAUGAUCAAAAGUCUCAAAAAAUUGUAAAGAAGAAAGACUCAUCUUCUAUGUUGGCUACAGUUAAAGAAGAAGUAUCAGGUAGUUCAGCAUGUGUUAUGGAGAAUGCUGACACUGAUAGACUUUGUGAUGAAGCAAAUAGUAAUUUUAACCAAAAAACUGAAAGUGAACAAAGUGAAGAAACGCAAAGUCAUGUGAAUACACCGGGUGAGGAAUCUGGUAUUAUGGAAUCUGAUUUAGGUAACAGUUUUAACAUGUCCAGGCACAGUGAGCUGGAAAAUGGCAACGAGGUGAAAAGUGUCCAUGUGUCCACACAUGAAAAAGAGCCAUGUGCACCGCUCACGAUCCCAUCCAUAAGAAAUAUAAUGGCACAGCAGAAGGACUCCUUUGAAAUGGAAGAGGUUCAAAGUACAGAGGGAGAAGCUCCUCAUGUUCUAGCUGCUUACCAGCUAGGUCUCACGAAGUCAAAAAGAGAUCAUCUAUUACGUACUGCAAGUCAGCACUCUGAUAGCAGUGGUUUUGCUGAAGAUUCGACAGACUGCCUCUCCCUUAAUCAUCUCCAGGUUCCCGAGUCCUUGCAGGCCAUGGGGAGUAGCGCUGAUAGCUGUGAUAGUGAGACAACAGUCACCUCAUUUGGUGAAGACCUUGUCACACCAGCAGCACAAGAUCAGCCUUAUUUUAAUGAAUCAGAGGAGGAGUCUCUCGUCCCUCUCCCAAAGGGAAGAGAGAAGGCAGCAACAGCUGCUGCUAAGAAAAGGCCAGAUAGCCAGGAUUUCCCCCAAUGCAAGACUGUGGAGAAUGCAGGAAACACGCAGCCCACCUGCAGCACAGGAGAUCACAUUACUGAGAUUACUGAAACGAGUGAGGAUUUGUCUCCAGCACAGCCAGGGGACCUGCUGAGGGAAGCAAGUGCUGAAAGUGAUGUGGACAAAAGCAGUGAAUGUGAAUUUGCCCACUAUACCACACACCAUAUUCUGAAGUCACUGGCUUCUCUCGAAGCUAAAGGCAGUGAGAAGGGCUCAGAAAAUACAACUGGGCCUCCCUCUUCUGUGGACAGAGUUAAUACAGCUUUGCAAAGAGCUCAAAUGAAGGUUUGCAGUCUGUCUCAUCAAAGAGUAGGGCGUAGCUUGAUAAAAUCGAAAGAUCUCUUAAAACAGAGGUACUUAUUUGCAAAAGCUGGCUAUCCUCUAAGAAGGUCUCAGUCUUUACCAACCACCUUAUUGAGCCCAGUAAGAGUUGUAUCCUCUGUCAAUGUCCGGUUGUCCCCAGGAAAGGAGACCAGAUGCAGUCCACCUUCCUUCACCUAUAAGUACACACCUGAAGAGGAACAGGAAUUAGGAAAAGAGGUGAUCGAGCACGAUGGUCAGUCUUUAGUUAAAUCCACUAUUUUCAUCUCUCCGUCACCUGUGAAGAAAGAAGAAGCCCCUCAGAGCGAGGUGAACCGGCCGGAGGAAUGCCAUCAUCGAAGGACUCCUACCUGUUCACUGUAUGCUCCAGCACCUGUAUCUCAGUCCGCCUGUUCUCUUCACUCUGUCCACUCCGAGUGGCAGGAGAGGCCCCUGUGUGAGCACAUGAGAACUCUGAGCACUCACAGUGUUCCCAGCAUAUCAGGCACCACCUGUAGUGCCUUCACUGCCCCUUUCGGGUGUCCUAAUUCGCAUAGACAUGCUGCCUACCCUUACCGAGCGUGUUCUGUGAACCCUCCUUCUGCCAUCGAAAUGCAGUUGCGAAGAGUAUUGCAUGAUAUUAGAAACUCACUGCAGAAUCUUUCACAGUACCCUAUGACGAGAGGACCUGAUCUUGCUGCUGCUGUGUAUAGUACUCAGAAAUCAUCUGUUCUACCUCUAUAUGAAAAUACUUUUCAGGAACUCCAGGUAAUGAGGCGGAGCCUGAAUUUAUUUAGAACGCAAAUGAUGGAUUUAGAGUUGGCAAUGCUGCGUCAGCAAACCAUGGUUUAUCAUCAUAUGACUGAGGAGGAAAGGUAUGAAGUCGAUCAGCUUCAGGGUUUGAGAAAUUCGGUCCGCAUGGAACUUCAGGACCUGGAACUGCAGCUGGAGGAGCGCCUGCUGGCCCUGGAGGAGCAGUUCCGCGCUGUGCGCAUGCCUUCUCCCUUCCGCUCCUCAGCCCUCAUGGGAAUGUGUGGCAGUAGAAGCGCUGAUAACUUGUCAUGCCCUUCUCCAUUGAAUGUAAUGGAACCAGUCACUGAACUGAUGCGGGAACAGUCCUAUCUGAAGUCUGAAUUGGGCAUGGGACUUGGAGAAAUGGGAUUUGAAAUUCCUCCUGGAGAAAGCUCAGAAUCUGUGUUCUCCCAAGCAACAUCAGAGUCAUCUUCUGUAUGUUCUGGUCCAUCUCAUGCUAAUAGAAGAACUGGAGUACCUUCUGGUGACUCAGUGGGCAAACCUAAGACCCAUCUGGUACCAAUACCAAGCAAGAAAGUAUUCCGAGCAUCAGUGGCCCUAACACCCACUGCUCCUUCUAGAAUGGGCUCUGUUCAGACACCUCCAGAUGUGGAAAGUUCUGAGGAAGUUGGAGCAGCUGAAGAAGUCUUGGAGGCUGUGGGACCUAAAUCUGAAGUGGAAGAAGGGAAUGGAAAAACCCCAUUAAUGCCAACUGCUGGAGAAAUGCAUAAAAAUGUGGAGCAAGAUGAGUUGCAGCAAGUCAUACGGGAGGUUGGCAUGGAUCCUAUUGGCUGUGCGAUGUUGGAGUUAUCAAUGAUAUACACUGGUGGAGGUGUUACUUGUGCUUCAGAAGAUACUUGCUGCUGAGCUGGGCUACUGUAUACAGUGUACAAUGUUUAUUUCUUCUACGCAUAUCUUUUUUAAAAACGUACAUAGAAACUUAGGCACUUUGCUGACUUUAUUUCUUUUCUAAACUACCAAAACUGUAGCCAUUUGAAAAGCCUAAUAUUUAUUUGUAUGUCAAUAUUUUCCAAUUGAUUCCCUAUAUAGAAUUAAUUUUAAAACUUGAAAACUUCCAGACUUAACCAACUUAUAAAUAACAUAUUUCUUCAGACUAGCUUCUUAAAACACUGACCUCUAUGAGGUAUUUACUGUGCAAUAACUGAUUCAUUUUUUUGAGCUUGAAGCAACCAAUGAUUUUCCCUCCACUGCUAUUAAUUAGUGUCACUUCCAAGAAGAAAAAUUGUUCUGUUGUAAAAAUUGCUCUUAAUUCUUGAGGAGGUUACUAAUAGCAGUAGGAUAGAAUUGUAUGAGGUUACCUACAACUACUUAAUGUUCUUACACUGUAAGCAUUGUUACUUUACCAAGACAAAUGUAAUUUUAUUAUAGCUUAUGUAGUAUUUUUCUUUUGGAAAUAAGCCUUAUGUUAAACACUAUACUUUUUGCAUUG
This is a messenger RNA of Neomonachus schauinslandi (Hawaiian monk seal), 4647 nucleotides long. RefSeq names its product ITPR interacting domain containing 2 (gene ITPRID2). The record is from RefSeq and is a predicted model, not a curated record. Bases 288 to 4064 code for a protein of 1258 amino acids. The transcript has 17 exons. Gene Ontology annotation, molecular function: signaling receptor binding. NCBI's taxonomy places the organism in Eukaryota, Metazoa, Chordata, Mammalia, Carnivora, Phocidae.